CUUAAUUGGAAUUCCAAAUCUCUAUUAUAAGAAGUCAAAAGCUGCUCACCACAGAGCACACAACCCCUUUGAAAAACCACAACCAAGAACACAAAAAACACACACACCUACCGCCAUGGCUUCUUCCUCUACCAAACCAAUCUCCACUCCUCCAUUCACCACCACCAUCUCCUCCUCCUCCUCCUCCUCUUCACGACCAUCAACAAGAUCCUCUCUUCUCUCCUUUCUCCGUAACACCACCCCCACACCAAUCUCCCUAAAGCUCUCUCCUCGUUCACGCAAUUCUUUCUUGAAUUCUCAUUCUUCUUCAUUCCGUUCUUUAUCCAUCAAGAAUGCUACAAAGACAAUAGAAUCAGCUGAAACAUCAAGGGUGUCCAAGGUUGGAGGGCAAGAUGCAGAUUCUCAAGAAACAAAACCAACAAUCUUGGUCUCCGAGAAACUUGGAGAAGCUGGUCUUGAGCUUUUACGUAGCUUUGGUGAUGUAGAUUGUUCUUAUGAUCUUUCACAAGAAGAUCUUUGCAAGAAAAUUGCAUCAUGCGAUGCAUUGAUCGUUAGAAGUGGUACUAAGGUUACCAGGCAGGUUUUUGAGGCUGCUAAAGGGAAGUUGAAGGUUGUAGGAAGGGCUGGUGUUGGCAUUGACAAUGUAGAUCUACAAGCUGCCACAGAAUUUGGUUGCUUGGUGGUCAAUGCACCAACUGCUAACACUGUUGCUGCUGCUGAACAUGGGAUUGCCCUGCUUGCCGCCAUGGCUAGAAAUGUUGCACAGGCUGAUGCCUCCAUGAAAGCUGGGCAAUGGCAGAGGAACAAGUAUGUUGGUGUGUCUUUAGUUGGGAAGACAUUGGCUGUGAUGGGAUUCGGGAAAGUUGGGUCUGAAGUGGCUAGACGUGCAAAAGGUUUGGGAAUGCAAGUUAUUGCCCAUGACCCAUAUGCCCCAGCUGACAGGGCCCGUGCCAUUGGCGUAGAGUUGGUGUCUUUUGAUCAGGCCAUCUCCACCGCUGAUUUCAUCUCUCUUCAUAUGCCACUCACUCCCAGCACUGAAAAGGUGUUCAAUGACGACACUUUUGCAAAGGUGAAGACGGGAGUUCGAAUCAUCAAUGUAGCUAGAGGUGGAGUUAUUGAUGAAGAUGCUUUAGUGAGGGCCCUUGAUAGUGGAAAAGUUGCUCAGGCAGCACUGGAUGUUUUCACAGAGGAACCUCCACCAAAAGAUAGCAAAUUAGUGCAACAUGAGAGAGUCACUGUCACACCUCAUCUUGGAGCCAGCACAAAGGAAGCACAGGAAGGUGUAGCUAUCGAAAUAGCAGAAGCCGUUGUCGGAGCCUUGCAAGGGGAACUUGCUGCUACGGCCGUGAAUGCUCCUAUGGUUCCUGCUGAAGUUUUGUCAGAAUUGGCUCCUUAUGUUGUGCUAGCUGAGAAGCUAGGUAGGCUGGCGGUACAGCUAGUGGCUGGAGGUAGUGGAAUCAAGUCUGCUAAGGUGGUUUACAGAUCAUCUCGAGACCCAGAUGACUUGGACACAAGACUUCUCCGAGCCAUGAUCACAAAAGGCAUCAUUGAACCAAUAUCAGACUCGUUUAUCAACCUUGUCAACGCAGACUUCACAGCCAAGCAAAAAGGCCUCCGCAUUAGCGAGGAACGUGUGGUUGUCGACACAUCCCCCGAGUUCCCAAUUCACUCAAUCCAGGUACAACUAUCCAACGUGGAUUCCAAAUUUGGGAGUGGUGUUUCAGAAGGUGGAGACAUAAGCAUCGAGGGUAGAGUGAAAUAUGGUAAACCCCAUUUGACUCGGGUAGGAUCAUUCAGCGUUGAUGUCAGCCUGGAAGGCAAUCUCAUUCUUUGCAGGCAGGUUGAUCAGCCUGGGAUGAUUGGUCAGGUUGGAAACAUACUUGGCGAGCAAAAUGUAAACGUGAGCUUCAUGAGCGUGGGGAGAACUGUUCAGAGGAGAAAGGCCAUUAUGGCAAUUGGGGUGGAUGAAGAGCCCAACCAGGAAACCCUCAAAAAAAUUGGUGAAGUACCAGCUAUCGAAGAGUUUGUGUUCCUCAAGCUAUAGAGAAAUCCAACACAACUGCUCUGUUUGGAAUCCAGCGUUACUGUUUUAGAGGAUGCCUGAAGGUUAUUCAGAAUAAAAUAAAAACUGGUUACCAGAGAAGGGAAAUCAGCUCUGCCUCUCCAUGUUUACCCAUCUUUAGUUGUAUACAAGCGUCCUAGUAGUGUUUGCUCACCUUCUCCCCUUUACCAAGAGGAAAUAGAAGGGAAGAAGUGAUUUUUUGCUGUUGUUGGUUUCAGGACCUGCAUAUUAUUUUGCUUGUAUUCUACAAAAUUUGCUAAUUCUAGACAAUUCUGCUUGGUGAGUU
Molecule: messenger RNA, 2348 nt
Organism: Populus nigra (black poplar)
Lineage: Eukaryota; Viridiplantae; Streptophyta; Magnoliopsida; Malpighiales; Salicaceae
Product: D-3-phosphoglycerate dehydrogenase 2, chloroplastic-like
Exons: 4
Coding region: 116-2044 (642 amino acids)
Biological process (GO): L-serine biosynthetic process
Molecular function (GO): phosphoglycerate dehydrogenase activity; NAD binding
Source: RefSeq, a predicted model, not a curated record